Molecule: messenger RNA, 2634 nt
Organism: Penicillium argentinense
Lineage: Eukaryota; Fungi; Ascomycota; Eurotiomycetes; Eurotiales; Aspergillaceae
Product: MutS family protein MSH5
Exons: 15
Coding region: 1-2634 (877 amino acids)
Biological process (GO): mismatch repair; chiasma assembly
Cellular component (GO): nucleus
Molecular function (GO): ATP-dependent DNA damage sensor activity; mismatched DNA binding; ATP binding
Source: RefSeq, a predicted model, not a curated record
AUGCGGUCAUCUCAGAAACGAAAGAGAUCGCCAGGCGCUCCUCGUCGGCCUCCGAUCACGCCCCGUACCUAUGGGUCGAGGCCCGCUCCCACACCGUAUGCUUGCACCAGAGCAUUCUACGAUCUAGAACGCGAACCAUCCAGCGGCAGACAGUUCCAGACUCCAUUUCCGACCGAGUCUCAGCCCGAAAUAGAUGACUCCCAGAAUCACACUGACGACGACCUGAACCAUGUCAUCGCCGCUAUCGAUAUGAAAGACUAUGGGACGGUGGGUUGCGCAUACUACUCCGCGGUGGAGGAAAAGGUCUACAUCUUAGGAGAUUGCCAUUCUGGGGAAACGGGAACCGUGGAGGCUUGCCGACCGUUAUACUCCUACCUCCUCGAGUUGAUAUUCCGGGUUUGCUCGACCACAACCAAAAUUUCGCCCAAGAGACAGGUCGAUGUCCGCCCCUCGCAAGAAUUCAGUGUCACCAAUGCAAAGAAUAGAUUGGUCACCCUCGACAUUUCGUCCGCUCAUGAGGACCGACUACGUUUCCUCGUGCCUCAAAGCGGUAUAUCUGGUCCCGAAGGAUUAGAUACGGAGGAUAUGGGGUUUACCCUUCGCGAGGGUCGACUCCUUCACAUUUCCAGCUCUAUCGAUACAGAUAACCCGGUGUCAGUUGGGUGUGCCGGAGCUGUUCUCGCCAAUUUACAGCGACGCAGAGCUACCGGGAAAAGCAUGGAUCCCAUCGGCCCCACGGACCAGUGUCCAUUUCUUGUGAAGCACCUCGAGAUGCUGAUGGGCAGCAAUACGUUUCAAUCCCUUCAGAUUAUCCAGUCUGAAUCUCAUCCGAACUUUUUCAACCAAGGGCCGGGCACAAAGUCACCUUCCAGCAAGGAAGGACUUUCCAUUUUUGGCCUUUUUCAGCGCUUCGCGAACACUCCUCAGGGUAGAGCCAAGCUGAAGCAAAUCUUCUUCCGGCCAAGUGUGGACCUCGAUAUCAUUCGACAACGGCAUGACUUCAUCGGCGUUUUCUCGCGACCAGACAACAUGGGUCUUCUAGAAAAGAUGACCAAAGCAUUGAAGCAUAUCAAGAAUUUGCGUCCUGUGAUGACCAAUCUUCACAAGGGAAUCAGUACUGGAAGUGCGAAGAUCACUGGCUUCAAAACCACGGUCUGGGCAAGCCUGCUCGCUUUUGCGUUCUAUUCAAUCGACAUCCACGACUCUCUGCGUGAGGCUUCCGGGGCUAAUCUCCCCCUGCGGGCAAAAGCACUCCAAAUAUUCGAAGCAGCGCAGCUAUACAGAGUGGGCCGAAUGAUUCAAGAGAUUGUUGACAUUGACAAUUCCGAAGAACAAGGGAGAACGGUAGUCAAACAAGGUCUUGAUCGAGAGCUCGAUAUGAUGAAAGAUCGAUAUGACGGACUCAAUAGUCUCUUGAAGCAUGUUGCCAUCGACAUUGCCAUGACCAUCCCGGAAGAUAUGGAAAUCGAUGUCAACGUGAUCUACUUUCCUCAGCUCGGCUUCAAUAUUGCCAUUCCCCUGAAUGAUCGAGAACAACCCACAUACUCCGGCACCGAUGACUGGGAGCUUGUUUUCACCACUGAAAACAGGGCCUACUUCAAGGACUUUCGGAUGAGAGAACUGGAUGAGAAGCUCGGAGAUAUCUAUGGGCUCAUUUGCGAGAAAGAGAUUGAAAUUGUGUACGAUCUCGCGCAGAGAGUGCUGCAGUACGAAGACAUGCUUAUUGAAGCAUCUGAUGUUUGUGGAGAUCUGGACAGCCUCCUAGCUUUCACACAGUCAGCCAGCUUUUAUAAGCUAACACGACCGCGCAUGGUACCAGAAAAUAUCAUCAAGAUCAAGAGUGGCCGACAUCUGCUGCAAGAGAUGACUGUUUCGUCUUACGUGCCGAAUGACACCUUGCUUUUUGGUGGCAGAGAGGAGGUGGACCACGACCAAGCUCCCUCGCAGGCGGGCCUUGCUCCCAGCAUGAUUUUGCUCACAGGACCGAACUAUUCAGGCAAGAGUGUCUAUAUGAAGCAAGUCGCUCUCAUCCUUUAUCUCGCGCAGAUUGGGAGCUUUGUUCCUGCAGAUAGCGCAGAGCUUGGCAUCACUGACAAAAUCUUGACCAAGAUCAACACCCAAGAAAGUGUCUCUAAAUUACAGAGCACUUUCAUGAGCGAUUUGCAACAGAUUUCUCUUUGUCUCAAGCAGGUUUCUGGGCGAAGUCUGGUCCUCAUCGACGAGUUUGGCAAAGGGACGGAUGGGAAUGAUGGCAUCGGACUUGCUUGCGGAAUUUUGGACCAUCUCUUAAAUCUGGAAGAUGCUCCAAAGGUCAUCGCGGCCACGCAUUUUCAUGAAAUUUUCGAGCACAACUUUUUGGCCCCACGCCCGAGACUACAACUGGGUCAUAUGGAAGUGAAAGUCUGCGACGAGUAUCGAGAAGCAGAGGACCAGGUUACAUACCUUUACAAUUUUCGCCCGGGCCGCAGCAGCAAGAGCUUUGGCACGAUAUGUGCUGCAAUUAACGGCAUCGAUGCGGCCAUUGUCGCCCGUGCGGACGAGAUUGCCUCGCUCGCAGCCCGGGGUGAGAACCUGAUCGCGGCAUGCGCCAUUCUACCUCGUGAAGAAACAACAGUACUUCGGCAAGCGGUAUGA